UGUGUUCACUAUUUGGACAUUAAUAAUGAUAGCUGACAAUAGUGUUAUUUCACAAGACUCAAAAUACUCAGAGUGGUUAGAAAAAUUGAAAGAAAAUGAUGAUAUAAAACAUUUUGAUCAUUCAGAAUUUGAAAAUGUCAAAAAAAUUGGCAGAGGCGGGUAUGGAACUGUUUAUUAUGCUAAUUACCGUGGAACGGAAAUCGUAUUCAAAAAGCCAAUCGAUGAGGAUAUAAAAACUUUCGUUAAUGAGCCGAAAUGUCGUCCAACAAUAAGCCAAAUUCUAUACCAUCUUGAUGAACUAUCGGAAGUAGCUUUUGAAGUUAUCAUGAAUAACACUGCUAAAUAUAACAAAUAA
Molecule: messenger RNA, 355 nt
Organism: Dentiscutata erythropus
Lineage: Eukaryota; Fungi; Glomeromycota; Glomeromycetes; Diversisporales; Gigasporaceae
Source: the annotation of a GenBank genome assembly